AUGGACGGCGACGAUCUUUUCGACGUCUUCUCCGAGGUUCCUUCGGCAGUUCCGGAAAAGGUUCCACAAAAACCCAAGGAAGAACCCAAAGAGGAAUCCAAAAACCUGAAAAAGAGAUCAGCAUCUCCAGAACCUAUCCAAGAUACCCACAAGAAACAGGACAAGUCUGUGGAACCCAAGAAGGUCAACCCAGUAGUGAGUGAUGCCUUGGAAAUCGAGGCUUCCCGUGAAGUAGCACCAUCCGCUGGCUUGCUAGCUCCAAGCUCUACUGAACCAGAAGAAAAGUCUGGACUCAAGUUAAAGCAUCAAGUCAGACAUCAGGUUGCCAUUCCUCCAGACUACCCCUACGUUCCUAUUGGAGAGCACGUUCGUCAGAAUGAAGCAAGAACAUAUCCGUUCACGUUGGAUCCUUUCCAGGACACCGCUAUUUCAUGUAUCGACAGAGAUGAGUCUGUGUUGGUGUCUGCGCAUACCUCUGCUGGUAAAACGGUGGUGGCAGAGUAUGCCAUUGCCCAGUCACUCAGAGACAAGCAGAGAGUUAUUUACACAUCUCCAAUUAAGGCAUUGAGUAACCAAAAGUAUAGAGAGCUUCUUGCUGAGUUUGGAGAUGUAGGUUUGAUGACUGGUGAUGUGACCAUCAACCCAGAUGCUGGAUGUCUAGUGAUGACCACCGAAAUUUUACGAAGCAUGUUGUACCGUGGUUCCGAGGUCAUGAGAGAAGUUGCAUGGGUCAUUUUCGAUGAGGUGCACUACAUGAGAGAUAAGUCUAGAGGUGUCGUGUGGGAAGAAACCAUCAUUUUGCUUCCAGAUAAGGUGCACCAUGUUUUCCUUUCUGCCACUAUUCCAAACGCCAUGGAGUUUGCUGAGUGGGUUGUGAAGACCCACAACCAGCCUUGUCAUGUGGUUUACACCGAUUUCCGUCCUACUCCUUUACAACAUUACUUGUUUCCUGCUGCUGGAGACGGAAUCCAUUUGGUGGUCGAUGAGAAGGGAACUUUCCGUGAAGAGAAUUUCCAGAAGGCCAUGUCGUCUAUCUCUAAUAACAUUGGUGAUGAUCCAGCAUCUGCAGAGUCGAAAGGAAAGAAGAGUGGCCAGACAUACAAGGGUGGAAAUAAGGAUGGUAAGAGUGAUAUCUACAAGAUCGUCAAGAUGAUUUACAUGAAAAGAUACAACCCUGUAAUUGUCUUUUCUUUCUCAAAGAGAGAUUGUGAGUCGCUUGCACUUAAGAUGUCGAAGUUGGACUUUAACAACGACGAAGAGAGACAGGCACUUUCGAAGAUCUUCGACAAUGCUAUCAGCUUGUUACCUGAUGCUGAUAAAGAACUUCCUCAAAUCAAAAACAUUUUACCUCUUUUAAAGAGAGGAAUUGGUAUCCACCACUCCGGAUUGUUGCCUAUUCUUAAAGAAAUCAUCGAAAUUUUGUUCCAGGAAGGACUUCUUAAAGUUCUUUUCGCUACCGAAACCUUUUCCAUUGGACUUAACAUGCCUGCAAAGACUGUGGUUUUCACUUCCGUCAGAAAAUGGGAUGGUAAGGGAUUCCGUUGGGUUUCUGGUGGUGAAUACAUCCAGAUGUCUGGUAGAGCUGGUAGAAGAGGUUUGGAUGAUAGAGGUAUUGUUAUCAUGAUGAUUGACGAGAAAAUGGAGCCCCAGGUGGCCAAAGGAAUGGUCAAGGGUCAAGCAGACAGAUUGGAUUCUGCAUUUCACUUGGGUUAUAAUAUGAUCUUGAAUUUGAUGCGCGUGGAAGGAAUUUCACCUGAAUUCAUGUUGGAGAGCUCUUUCUACCAAUUUCAAAAUGCAGCCUCUGUCCCUGUUAUGGAAAAUGAAUUGCAAAAGUUGACUUUGGAGUAUAACAGCACUAAUGUCGAGGAUGAAUUUUUGGUUAAGGAAUACUACGACUUGAAGAAGCAAUUGGAAACUUACCAAAAUGAUCUUCGUCGUGUUAUCACACACCCAGGCCACAUUUUGCCAUUCUUGCAACCUGGAAGAGUUAUUAAGGUGAAAGUUGGAGAUCAGGAGUAUGGCUGGGGUAUGGUGGCAUCUUUUAGCAAGAGAUCGAACAAGAGAAACCCAUCUCAAGUGUUCACAGACCACGAGUCGUACAUUGUGUCUGUGUUUGUGUGUACAAUGUUUGUUGAUGCUCCAGUCAAUUUGAUCAAGCCAUUUAACCCACUUCUCCCUGAAGGAAUCCGUCCAGCUACCGGUGAAGAGAAAUCGAGAGCGGAAUACCUUCCGAUCACAUUGGACUCCAUUGAAGCCAUUUCGAGUGUUCGCUUAAAAGUUCCUGAGGAUUUCAAGAGCUCAACUGCUAAGCGCAACAUGGUCCGUACAUUGAAAGACUUGCCAAAAAAGCUUCCAGAUGGAAUUCCGUUGAUGGAUCCAAUUCAAAGUAUGAAGAUCGACGAUACUGAUUUCAAGAUGUUGGUGAGAAAGAUCGAUGUUUUGGAGGGUAAGUUGGCCACCAACCCAUUGCAUGAUUCAGACAGAAUCACCGAGUUAUACAGCAAGUUUUCUCAGAAGAUGGACAUUGAUACCAAGAUCAAAGAGAUCAAGGAGAAGAUUCUUGAAGCACAGGCAGUCAUUCAGCUUGACGAUUUGAAGCACAGAAAAAGAGUAUUGAGAAAGCUAGGAUUCACAACCCAAAACGAUAUCAUAGAGUUGAAGGGCCGUGUUGCUUGCGAGAUCUCUACUGGAGACGAACUUCUUCUCACCGAAUUGAUCUUCAACGGUACAUUCAAUGAUUUAACAUCGGAACAAUGUGCUGCUUUGCUCUCAUGUUUUGUGUUCCAGGAAAGAGCCAAGGAAGUUCCACGUCUCAAGCCCGAGUUGGCAGAACCUUUGAAGGCAAUGCAAGAUAUGGCCACCAGAUUGGCUAAGACCUAUAGAGAGUGCAAGAUCGAGAUUGUCGAGAAGGACUACGUUGAGCAAUUCCGUCCCGAGCUUAUGGAAGUCACAUAUGCUUGGUGCAAGGGAGCAUCGUUUACUCAGAUCUGUAAAAUGACUGAUGUGUAUGAAGGAUCUCUUAUCAGAAUGUUUAAGAGAUUGGAAGAGAUGAUUCGCCAAAUGGUCACAGCAGCAAAGACAAUUGGUAAUGUUGCUUUGGAAGAGAAGAUGGAGAAGGCUGCCGAGUUGGUGCACAGAGACAUUGUUUCUGCUGGGUCGUUGUACUUGUAG
Molecule: messenger RNA, 3171 nt
Organism: Sungouiella intermedia
Lineage: Eukaryota; Fungi; Ascomycota; Pichiomycetes; Serinales; Metschnikowiaceae
Source: the annotation of a GenBank genome assembly